Naegleria lovaniensis is the source of this 2400-nucleotide messenger RNA. RefSeq lists its product as uncharacterized. The coding region runs from base 1 to 2400 and encodes 799 amino acids. Gene Ontology annotation, cellular component: cytoplasm. Gene Ontology annotation, molecular function: ubiquitin protein ligase binding. The transcript is spliced from 7 exons. Gene Ontology annotation, biological process: proteasome-mediated ubiquitin-dependent protein catabolic process; regulation of proteolysis. The record is from RefSeq and is a predicted model, not a curated record. Lineage: Eukaryota; Heterolobosea; Eutetramitea; Acrasida; Naegleriidae.
AUGGGAAACAACACUUCCAGCAUUACACCACCUCCAACCCUUUCGGAUGAACCACAGUUGUGGGAUGACCACUCCGAAGUUAUCAAUGCACCUUCAUUCUCUCUCAACGAUGAAGACCAACAUGAUUGGUCAGCUAUUUCGGAAUCUCAAGUCCGAGAGUUGAGAGAAAAAGUUGAAAACCGAAUACUGAUCAGACCCUAUGAAACCCAACAAUGGGCUUGUCGUGUUUUAGGAUUUUCAUCCCAGUAUUCAAGCAGCUGGAGUGCUGACAACGUGACAGGAGAAUCCGAUACAUUUCCAAAAUAUGGCGAUAUGACCUCUGCAUGGGCCCCGAAAUCUUCAUCAGGCAGUAAGGAAUUUCUUGUAGUCCAAUUCGAAAAAAAUGUUCUUAUCACUCAGGUACAUAUUUAUGAAACUUUCAAUCCUGGAGCUGUUGUGAAGGUGUCUUGUUUACCAGCUGAUAUGGAGCAUAAACUGGAAAUUGCAGAAGUAAUCGAGGACCAAAAUAUUGAUCAGGAAUACUAUGAUGAACAAUUCGUUCAUAAACCAUUAGAGUUUACCCAGGAUUGGGUUGUGUUGUAUGAGGGAGAUCCUCAGCAGCAAAUCUUACCUCAAAAAUCAAGAAUAUUUGUUCCACCGAUCAAACCAUUUUCUUGCGUGACAAGAACUCUAAGAAUUGACAUGGAUUGUAUAUCUAGCUUGUCAUGGAGCGAAAUUGAUGCUAUCAAGUUGAUAGGAAUUAUUUGUGACGCAAAUGUGAACAAUAUUCCAUCUGCUUCAAACAGCAAAUUGAAUCCAGAAUACGUGGAAGAUCUUAAAACCCUCUUUUCCAACAAUCCAUCUACAGAUUGUGCAAUUCUAAAACUUCCUAUUCGAAAGAGGUUGCUUGCCUCAACUACAGAACGACCACUUUUUACAAUUGCACCCAAGAUAUACUAUAUUCAUGAGUUUUUAUUGAGAUACAGACUCCAGGAUCACAAGCUCUUAGACAAAUUUAUUGUGAAAAGUGAGGAAGAGAUCAUAGACAUGUCUCCUAGUGUGAGCGGCUUCUCUCUUACUGAGACUGCUGCCAAUAGUUUGUUCAGUUAUCUCUAUUCAGGACUCAUCUUGUUACCAAAGGAAAUGUUUUUGGACGACGAUUGUGAUUACAGAAAUGCUGAGGAAUUAAUUACAGAAAUUCAUCACCUUUCUGAAAGUUUAGGACUUGAGGCUUUGAGAAAAGCAUGCCAACAAACCAUGAACAUUAUUUCUGUUAUUCCAAAUCACCUAAGAAGCGGUGUGGCUCUUGCUAUAUUCAAUCAAUUUACAUCUACUUCCUUGAGUGAUGAUUUUUAUUCUGACAUGCGUAAGAUUUAUGAAGAUUCAUGUACAAAAGGCGAAAAGUAUGACAAGAGAGCAUCUCCCGAUGUGAAAAUUGUAUUUACCAUGGGUUCCAACGAAGAAGACCCACUUACACCAUCUUCAAGACCUUGUAUUUAUGCUCACUCAUCGAUUCUAAAAGCCAGAUGUGCUUUUUUCAAAACCAUGUUCGAUUGGGGUAAUUUGAGCUCACCCUAUAGAUUCUCAUCCAACAACAUUUAUGAAAUGGAAAUCACAGAUGUGAAAUAUGACAUCUUCUUGUUAUUGAUCAAAUACAUGUACAUGGGUUCUUUAGCAAAGGAAGACGUCAAAGCGGAAGAUGCUAUUCCACUGUAUUUUGCUCAAAAUCAAUAUUUAUUAGACUCCAGUAUUACCUUGUCGGUCAUUAAGGAUAACAUUUCCGACCAGUCCGUGAUUGACAUUUUACGACUUUCUCUUGAAUGCUCAUACCCUGAAAUUACUGAACUUUGUCUCAAUUACCUGUUAACAAAUAUUGAAACGACCUGUGAAGUGGUUGAAAAAGCAUUUUCAGAGAAGAAACAAAAUGCAACUCUUGAAAGUGAUAUUGUGUAUAACAAAUUGAUAGAAACAAGCAAGAUUUGGGAGAUGGUUAUUCUACAUUGUGAUAACUUGAAGUACACAAGUCAAUGGGUUCAACGUGUUUUGGCUUUUUCUUCAGAAUACACUGGUUGGCCAGCAUCGAACGUGGUUGGAGAAAGUAAUACAUAUCCAAAUUACGGGGACAUAAAAUCAGCAUGGGCACCAAAAGCGUCCAAAGGAUCGCUAGUCAAAAUAACUGCAAAGAAUUCGUUUGGUACAGACACUACGGACGAAGUGAUUUAUGAAGGAACUGUACAAACAGUUCAACCUGUAGCUAGAAUUUUCAAACCAUCCAUCGACCUUUGCAAGUCUUUAAACAGAACUUUCAAUGUUUUGCGUUUAGAUAUCGACACGACCAAAAACAUUAGUUGGUAUGAGAUUGAUGCGGUGAAAAUUAGUGGCUUUAUCCCCAAAAAGACAAACGACACUUGUUUUAUUUAA